Phacochoerus africanus (Common warthog) is the source of this 2303-nucleotide messenger RNA. It is a transcript of the gene CCNA2, whose product is annotated as cyclin A2. Gene Ontology annotation, biological process: regulation of cyclin-dependent protein serine/threonine kinase activity; mitotic cell cycle phase transition. The transcript is spliced from 8 exons. NCBI's taxonomy places the organism in Eukaryota, Metazoa, Chordata, Mammalia, Artiodactyla, Suidae. Bases 716 to 2014 code for a protein of 432 amino acids. Gene Ontology annotation, molecular function: cyclin-dependent protein serine/threonine kinase regulator activity. Gene Ontology annotation, cellular component: cytoplasm; cyclin A2-CDK2 complex; nucleus. The record is from RefSeq and is a predicted model, not a curated record.
UAUAACGCAUAGACAUUAUUACUCCCAAUUAACAGUUACAAAACUGAGAAUCAACAUUGAAGUGCUUGAACAAGAUCACCGGGCCAGUAAGUGGGCGGAUCAGAUUUUAGACCUUGAGAAACUAGUCAGUCGAGCUAAUUGGAGGUCCUGAGGCUAAAGGCCAAGGUGGCCCACUAAUAAUUGUUAAAAUUUAAUUCAGUUUAUUCUAGAGACAGCCCUUGCCCUGAGACAGGGACCCCCUAGUGGCUCCGUUUAAAGUCACAAUAAGCUUAGGCCCCGCCUCUCUGCGCAGCGCGGGCGUACUUCCUCCUGCGGCUCACCGACAUUUCUUCGCCCCGCUCCGCCCCUGCUCGGUUUCCUUCGCGGCCGCCUUCACUUGCCUGCGACUGUGUCGCCCAGCGUGACGUCACGGGCCUUGGCCCUUAUCAUUGGUCCAUUUCAAUAGUCGCGGGCUACUUGAACUGCAGGAACAGCUGCCGCUCCGGCGGGCUGCUCGCUUCAUUCCGGGGGCGUCCUUGACCCUGCACGCCCGGCAGCGCCUGCCUCCGGCUUUUGCAACCUCCUUGGUCCUGCACGAUCCUGAGCAGGCGGGCGGGCAGGCUGGCCCGGGCUGUGGCGGGUAGGUAGGGCAGGAGUGUUCCUCGGCGGGUCGGCGGGACGCAGUGCACGCUGCUUGGCGCCGCAGGCUGAUCCCGUCGCGCCCCCGGGAGCAGUGAUGUUGGGCAGCUCCGCGCCCGGGCCUGUGGCCCGCGAGGCGGGCUCGGCGCUGCUAACAUUGCAGCAGACGGCGCUCCAGGAGGACCAAGAGAACAUCAACCCCGAGAAGGCUGCGACCGCCCAGCAGCCCCGGACCCGGGCUGGGCUGGCGGUACUGAAGGCCGGGAAUUCACGGGGUCCAGCGCUGCAGCAGAGGCCUAAGACGCGACGGGUUGCGCCUCUUAAGGAUCUUCCUAUAAAUGAUGAGCAUGUCACUGUUCCUCCUUGGAAAGCAAACAGUAAACAACCUGCAUUUACCAUUCAUGUGGAUGAAGCAGAAGAAGAGACUCAAAAGAGGCCAGCUGAAUCUAAAAAACCAGAAAGUGAAGAUGUCCUGGCUUUUAAUUCAGCUGUUACUUUACCUGGACCAAGAAAACCACUGGUACCUCUUGAUUACCCAAUGGAUGGUAGUUUUGAGUCACCACAUACUAUGGACAUGUCAAUUGUAUUGGAAGAUGAAAAGCCAGUGAGUGUUAAUGAAGUUCCAGACUACCAUGAGGACAUUCACACAUACCUUAGGGAAAUGGAGGUUAAAUGUAAGCCUAAAGUGGGUUACAUGAAGAAACAGCCAGACAUUACUAACAGUAUGAGGGCUAUCCUCGUGGACUGGUUAGUUGAAGUAGGAGAAGAAUAUAAACUACAGAAUGAGACCCUGCAUUUGGCUGUGAACUACAUUGAUAGGUUUCUUUCAUCGAUGUCUGUGUUGAGAGGAAAACUUCAGCUUGUGGGCACUGCUGCUAUGCUGUUGGCCUCAAAAUUUGAAGAAAUAUAUCCCCCAGAAGUAGCGGAGUUUGUAUACAUUACAGAUGACACUUAUACUAAGAAACAAGUUCUGAGAAUGGAGCACCUCGUUUUGAAAGUCCUUGCUUUUGACUUAGCUGCACCAACAAUAAAUCAGUUUCUUACCCAGUACUUUCUGCACCAGCAGUCUGCAAACUGCAAAGUUGAAAGUUUAGCCAUGUUUUUGGGAGAGUUAAGUUUGAUAGAUGCUGACCCGUACCUAAAGUAUUUGCCAUCAGUUACUGCUGCAGCAGCCUUUCAUUUAGCACUCUACACAGUCACGGGACAAAGCUGGCCUGAAUCAUUAGUACAAAAGACUGGAUAUACGCUGGAAACGCUUAAGCCUUGUCUCCUGGACCUUCACCAGACCUACCUCAGAGCACCACAGCAUGCACAACAGUCAAUAAGAGAGAAGUACAAAAAUUCCAAGUAUCAUGGUGUUUCUCUCCUCAACCCACCAGAGACACUAAAUAUUUAACAGUGAAAGACUGCCUUUGUUUUCUAAGAUGUAAAUCACUCUAAGUAUAUGGUGUACAGAUUUUUUUUUUAGGUUUUAAUUUUACAAUCAUUUCUGAAUAUGGUCAAGUAUGGUCAAGUUAUGGUCAAGUACAAAUUAUGGUAUCUAUCACUUUUUAAAUGGUUUUAAUUUGUAUAUCUUUUGUACAUGUAACUAUCUUAGAUAUUUGGCUAAUUUUAAGUGGCUUUUGUUAAAGUAUUAAUGAUGCCAGCUGCCAGGAUAUUAAGAAUUAAUAAAUUGAUUUGGAAAA